Molecule: messenger RNA, 991 nt
Organism: Nicotiana tabacum (common tobacco)
Lineage: Eukaryota; Viridiplantae; Streptophyta; Magnoliopsida; Solanales; Solanaceae
Biological process (GO): root development; shoot system development
Source: RefSeq, a predicted model, not a curated record
CUUUCUUCAAAAAACCAAUGGCUAAGUCUAAAAAUUUACCUUGUCCUGUUAGGUCCAUUAGCUUGCCUUCCAGGUUAAAUCCUAAUGGACUAAAAAUUGAAGCUGAAUUAGACAAGCUGAAAAACCUCGAAACGUCGUCCCAUAGUGCAGAGACAAUUCAGGCUGGAGUUCUUGGGCUUGUACAAUUAUACAAUUGUGUGCAGGAACUAAUUCAGUGUUCAAACACACAAAAAGCUCUUGCCCAACAUCAAAAUGGGGCCAUAGUAGAAGAGGCACUAGAGGGAUCUCUUGAGUUACUUGAGUCAUGUGACACUAUUAGAAACUUAUUUUGUAUGAUUAAGGAACAAAUGCAACAUCUUCAGUCAGCUUUACGACGAAAAGGUGCAGAUUCAAGCAUUGAGAAGGAUAUUAGCAAUUAUCUUAACUUCAGGAAGAACAUGAAGAAGGAGAUAGUAAAGAACUUGAGGAGAUUGAAGCAAAUGGAAAACAGAGUUGGAUCUUCUGUUUUCUGGGACAUUGAACAACACUUAUCGAUGGUAAUUCGAGUGCUAAGAGAAGUAACAGUUGUUACUACAUCUGUGUUUAAGGCCCUGUUGGUAUUUUUGUCAUACCAAGAUACAAAAAUAAAGCCUAGAGGGUGGUUAAUGAUUUCAAAGUUGAUGAUCACCAAAUCAUCAGCUUCUUCUCAAGGUGGCCAAAUUUUCAGUGACAUGGGCAGUGUUGAUAUAGCUCUUGACUCUCUUCGCCAACAUAUUAAGAACAAUGAAACCAAGGUUGAUGGCAACGUUGCACGAAGGAGAUUACAGACGCUUGAUAUGAGCAUCGAGGGAUUUGAGGCUGGAUUACAAAGCUUGUACAAGAAAUUGAUCCAAAGUAGAGUUUCGUUUCUUAAUGUUCUGGCACUUUAAUUAUAACACAAUCUUGUAAAUAUACAAGGAUUUGGCUAUAUAUAGGUCAAACACCAAAAUUUUGUUAUAGUGAAGAAGUAUAG